Molecule: messenger RNA, 1500 nt
Organism: Aspergillus niger
Lineage: Eukaryota; Fungi; Ascomycota; Eurotiomycetes; Eurotiales; Aspergillaceae
Exons: 4
Coding region: 1-1500 (499 amino acids)
Biological process (GO): transmembrane transport
Molecular function (GO): transmembrane transporter activity
Source: RefSeq, a predicted model, not a curated record
AUGGCAUUCAAAGAAGACACCGAAACAGCCAUCACCUCCACCUCCCUCGAGGCCGGUAUGCUCGACGACAAGCCAAACGAGAACAUAAUCGACUGGGACGGCCCCCAGGACCCAGAAAACCCCCACAACUGGUGCGAACGCAAGCGAUGGGCACACGUCAUUGUGGUAGCCCUCAUAUCCCUAGUCAUGAACAUGGCUCCAACCAUGUGCGCCCCGGGUAUCAACGAAAUCCUCAGUACCUUCAACAUCCAAUCAUCCACCAUAUCCACACUUGCAGUCACCCUGUACGUCCUCGGCUUAGCAAUGGGCCCCAUGUUCAUGUCCUCCCUCAGUGAAGUCUUCGGCCGGCUUCCAGUAUACCACCUCGCCAAUCUCUUCUUCGUAGCCUUCGUCAUCGGAAACGCCCUAAGCCAAAACAUAGCUACCUUCAUGAUUUGUCGAUUCAUCUCAGGCUGCGCGGGAGGAACUCCCAUGGCUUUGGGAGGGGGCACCAUUGCAGAUGUGACCACCAUCCAGCAACGCGCUGUCGCCAUGUCUUUGUAUAGUUUGGGUCCGAUGGCUGGUCCGGUCCUCGGCCCCCUCAUCGGCGGCUUCGUCGCAUCCAAUCUAACUUGGCGCUGGACUUUCUACCUCCUCGCCAUCUUCUCCGGCACAAUCGGCCUCGCAUCUCUUCUAGUCAUGCGCGAAACCCACCCCAAGAUUAUCCUGGAACGAAAAGCAGCCCGUCUGCGCAAAGCGACGGGGGACCCCCACCUACGCUCGAAGCUCUCCGACCCCAAACCCGCACCCCAACUCCUCUUACAAGCCCUAACUCGUCCCACGAAACUCCUCUUCCGCUCCCCAAUACUCCUUAUUAUCUCGAUCUACAUGGCCCUCAUAUUCGGCCUGAUGUACCUCCUCUUUACUACUUUCACGGACGUCUUCGAGACGCAGUAUGGCUUCUCCACGGCGACGUCGGGACUGGUCUAUCUCGGUCUCGGCGUAUCGUUGGUAACGUGCAUGUUCAUCGCAAAGCCGCUGGGUGAGCGCUUGACGGCGUAUCAUUCCGCGAAGAAAGCAGAUGAUGGUACCCAGCAACAGCAUCGAGCAGAAUACCGUCUCCUCCCGAUGAUAUAUUUCUCCCCGUGCGUGGCCAUCGGACUAUUUAUUUACGGAUGGACAGUGUACUACAAAGUGCACUGGAUAGUGCCAAUUAUAGGGACGAGUGUUAUUGGGUUUGGGUCGUUUUUCGUGAUGAUGUCCGCACAGCUAUAUCUGAUUGAUCUGUUCGGGUCGAGUGCAUCAGCAUCCGCGCUGGCUGCUAAUAACGUGUUGCGGUUCAUCUGCAGUACCUUUUUGCCAUUGGCGGGACCGGCUAUGUAUCGGAGUCUGGGGUAUGGGUGGGGGAAUACGCUGCUGGGAUUCUUGGCGUUGGGGUUUUUGCCGGCGCCGGUGGUGUUUUAUAGGUAUGGGGGCUGGAUGCAUGCGAGGAUGGGAGGUGGGAUUGAUCCUUGCAAGUGA